GACACCCGACUGCAGCGAUGUGGCUCCUUCGUGUCCUCCUCCUGUGUGCCCUCCGUGUCCUCCUCCUGUGUCCCCUCCGUGUCCUCCUCCUGUGUCCCCUCCGUGCCCUCCUCCUGUGUCCCCUCCGUGUCCUCCUCCUGUGGGCUCUUCUCUAUCCAGGCACAGGAAAUGUCCCGAGUGUUCAGGAGGAAAUAUUCACCCGGCCGGGAUCUGAUCUUCUCCUCCCCAUCAGACGUCAUCUCACCCUCACCCAUCCAGAUACAAAGAGAUGUGACGGGAUUGUAUGGAGAUUUACAGACCCAACCGAAUAUUAUGGCACCACAAUAUUUAUACACAGGGGAUGUACAUUGCGUAAAUAUGAGAACGCACUCUUCCCCAAUAUGAAGAUAUCAGAGAAUGGAAGUCUCAUCAUAUCCAAUGUGACUCCGGAGAAUGACAGGAUAUACAGGGUGGAUAUAUAUAACUCUACAGGAGACAUUAUACAGAAAGAUUAUUACAGCGUCCAUGUAGAAGUUCCAGUAUCGGUUCCGCUCCUCCAUGUCUCAUGUCUCCGGAAUGGCAGCGCUGAGAUCUCCUGCAGGGUGGAGGCGGGGACUAAGCCGAAUAUCCGUCUAUCUGUGAUUGGAGGAUCCCAGGAGAGAUAUUCUGCAUCUGCCAAUAACAUUACAGCCAUUGUGGGGUCACCGGGGCCCUGGAACAUCGCCUGUACUGUGGAGAAUGGGGUCAGCCGGUCGGAGGAGAGCAGAGCCGGGGUCACCUGUCCAGUCCCCCUCUCUGACAUCACUGUGACCUCCUCCUGUCUCCCGGAUGGCAGCGCAGUGGCCGAAUGUUCGGUGAAAGGAUCAGAUCCGCGUUAUUCCUGGAGUUUGGAUGGGAGAUCCGUCUCCUCACACAGCCGGGUAACUCUUCCUCCGCCGGUCUCCGGAACCCUCCGCUGUGAUGUCACCAAUCAGAUCAAUCAUCUAAGUAGAUCCAUCAACAUCUUCUGUCCAGUUCCGGUUUCAGAUCCAGUGCUGGAUGUGAAGUGUCUCCAGAAUGGCAGCGCUGAGAUCUCCUGCAGUGUGGAGAAGGGGAAUGACCCCUCCAUCUACCUGACUGUGAUUGGAGAAUUGGAGGUAUAUGAUGUCACCGGAUCAGAGCGGACAGUCCGUGUCACUGUGCCUCCUGUGUCACCACCCGAUUCCUGGAAUAUCAGCUGUUCAGCAAAGAACGACAUCAGUGAGAGAUCCACCAAUCAGACACAAGACGCUUGUCCAGGAAAAAUCCGGUCUUUGUUGGGUCACCUCCUGUCACCCAUUGCGGUCUUUGUUCUCUACACUGCCCUCCUCAUCUUUAUGGUCAAUGACCUGAGGAAGAUGAAGAAUGAGAAGAAUCUGAGUGAGAGGAGGAUGAGGAGAAGGGAUCAGGUGGAGAUGGAAAUGGAACCAACUUACUACAAUGAUAGGAAUUGAAACAUCCCCCCAGAUUGUCAGCCGGGAAAUUGUAUGAGAACAAAGCACACAGUAUGUAAAGAAACUCCAACUGGUGAAACUUACAGGGCCACCAACUUCUCCAAUUUCAGCUGAUUCAGCAGGUAUUGGUUGAAAUUUGAGCCAUCUAGGGCCAGAUUAAGUCUCUGGCUCAAAGUUGACAAGUGACUCGAAGGAUUGGUGACCAUUGGUGGCUGUAUCUGAAUGUUUUCUGCUUUUAUUUGUGAUUAGUCGUAUUAUUGAACAGUUGCUUUUUUACUCUCUAUAUACAAUAUAUUAUUUUUUAAAUGCAGAUUUUGUUUCUUUUUAUCUGACAACCACCUUAGAAGAUACAGUAGAUCUUUAUUAUUGAUUAACAUCAGAGCAGCGCUCUAUGGGUAAAAGUCAUAAAUACUUAUAAACCAUUGAAUAAGUAAAAAGUUAGUUUAUUGCUCUUGAGAAAGGUGAACAACAACUGUCAUGUAUAAAAACUUGCGGAGGUUGCUAAAAACAGUCAUAGGAGCAAAUAGGCAUUAUAGAUACUAGUAUUAAAGUUGUUGUUCACCUUUCUCAAGUGCAAUAA
This is a messenger RNA of Rana temporaria (common frog), 2031 nucleotides long. RefSeq lists its product as uncharacterized. The record is from RefSeq and is a predicted model, not a curated record. NCBI's taxonomy places the organism in Eukaryota, Metazoa, Chordata, Amphibia, Anura, Ranidae. The transcript has 6 exons. The coding region runs from base 18 to 1451 and encodes 477 amino acids.